Messenger RNA from Crotalus tigris (Tiger rattlesnake), 2673 nucleotides. RefSeq names its product vomeronasal type-2 receptor 26-like. The coding region runs from base 1 to 2673 and encodes 890 amino acids. The record is from RefSeq and is a predicted model, not a curated record. Gene Ontology annotation, cellular component: membrane. Gene Ontology annotation, biological process: G protein-coupled receptor signaling pathway. Lineage: Eukaryota; Metazoa; Chordata; Lepidosauria; Squamata; Viperidae. The transcript is spliced from 6 exons. Gene Ontology annotation, molecular function: G protein-coupled receptor activity.
AUGACUAAGAUUUAUCAACAUAUCCUGGCUUUAGCAUUUGCAGUUGAGGAGAUCAAUACUAAUCCCCAGAUUUUACCCAAUGUUACACUGGGCUUCAGAAUCUAUAACAGCCAGUUCACUUCUAAAGGGAUAUACCAUGCCUCAAUGGAACUCCUUUCAUCUAAAGACAGAUUAAUCCCUAAUUACAACUGUGACAUCCAGAAAUAUCCAGUAGCAAUAAUUGGAGGACCUGACACUGAUGCAUGUCUUCAUGUGGCCAUCAUUCUGCACGUUUACAAGUUUCCUCAGUUGACGUAUGGCUCUGCUCCAAUGACACAUGAGGAAAAACAGGCUGGGUUUUAUCACCAAAUGUUUCCAAAUAUGGACUAUCAAUAUAAGGGGAUUCUUCUGCUACUACAGCAUUUUAUGUGGACAUGGAUUGGAGCCUUGUGUGUGAAUAAUGACAAUGGGGAGAAGUUUGUACAAAAUGUGAUUCCCAUGUUUUCCAAAAGUGGAAUCUGUUUUGACUUCAUUGAAAGAUUUCCAUUAAUUUCUUAUUCUACUGACAUUCUCACUAUGGUGAAAGAAGGGAUGAAAAUGUACAGUAUUGUGAUGAACAGCACUGUCAAUUCUGUGUUAAUUCAAGGUGAAAUUGAGAUAAUGAUAAUUUUGAGAAUAGUUCCCAGUAUGUCAAAAUUUGAAGGGAUAGUAUUACAAGAAAAUGCUAAAAUCUGGAUUAUGACAGCCCAGAUGGAUUUCACAUCUCUUCCCUUUCAGAGAUGGGAAGACUUAGAUUUUCUCCAUGGUGCUCUAUGCUUUGCAGUUCAUUCAAGGGAAAUUCUAGGGUUUCAGGAAUUUCUUCAGAUGAGAAAGCCAAACUUCAAUCAAGAAGAUGGCUUUAUUAGGGUUUUCUGGAAGGAGGCAUUUGGAUGUGUGUUCUCAGGCUCCAUGAUGGAUGAGAAACACAACUCUGUGAUGGACAAUCUACCAAUCUGCACUGGUGAGGAGAAGCUAGAGACCCUCCCAGCAUCUGUUUUUGAAAUGGACAUGACUAGCCACAGCUAUAGCAUCUACAAUGCAGUCUAUAUUUUGGCACAGGCAAUACAUGCUGUUCAUACAACCACCUUCAAAUAUAGAGCAAGAAUAGGCAGACAAGGACUUAUUGAAUUUCUCAAACUUCACCCAUGGAAGCUCAAUGAAAUUGUAAGAAGGAUCUCAUUCAAUAAUACUGCAGGAGAAACAAUAUAUUUCAACCAAAAUGGAGAACUAGAGAUUGGAUUUGAUGUCAUCAAUUGGGUGACAUUCCCAAACAAGUCCUUUUUGAAAGUCAAAAUUGGUGGAAUAGGAUCUGUGACUUCCCAAGAGGACAUAUUAGUGAUACAUGAAGAAGCCAUCAUUUGGCCAAGCAGGUUUAACCAGACUAUACAGCAACCUAAGCCUAAGUCUCCUCCACCCUCUCCCCCAUCUCAAGUACUUUCACUUAAAGAUAUACAGAAUGUUGUACAGAAUGUUGUACAGGAUGCUAUGGGGAAAACUGUACAAAAGAUUAAUGCUGAGACAGCGGAGCUUUUGGAGCAGAAAAAUCAUCAGAUGAGGGAAGAUAUUGUGCUGGUUCUUCGUGGGCUUACAGCCCACGUAGAACAUCUGGAUGAUAGGGUGGAUGAGGUCCAGCCGCUUUCUCUGUGUAAUAACUAUUGCUCUUUGGGUUAUGCUAAGACCAAAAUAGAAGGGAAACCAUUUUGUUGUUAUGACUGUCUUCACUGUCCUGAAGGGAAGAUUUCCAAUCUCAUAGAUAUGGAUGACUGUUUUACAUGUCCAGAAGAUCAGUAUCCAAACAAGGAUCAGAAUUCAUGUCUUCCAAAAAGGCUAACCUUCCUAACAUAUGAAGAAUCACUGGGGACCAUCUUAGCCAUUUGUUCUCUUUUGUCUUCUUUUAUCGUAUUGUUGGUUCUGGGUGUCUUCAUUAAGUACCAGGAUACUCCCAUUGUCAGGGCCAACAACCGAAACCUCACCUACAUCCUUCUCAUUUCCCUUCUGCUUUCAUUCCUGUGUGCUUUACUGUUCAUUGGCAAACCUCAUAAAGUAACAUGUCUCCUCCGACAAAGUAGUUUUGGUAUAAUAUUUAGUGUAGCUGUAUCAUGUAUGCUAGCAAAAACUACCAUUGUGAUUUUAGCUUUCAUGGCCACCAAACCAAACUCUAUAGUGAGGAAAUGGGUAGGGAAAAGAUUGGGCAUUUCCAUUGUAUUUUUCUGCUCCUUCAUUCAAAUAAUUCUUUGUACUGUUUGGCUGUUCACCUUUCCUCCAUUUCCUGAUUUCAACGUUCACCUAAUGGAAAAAGAAAUUAUUCUGGAAUGUAAUGAAGGCUCUUUUAUCAUGUUCUACUGUGUCCUGGGCUUUAUGGGCCUCCUUGCUCUUGUCAGCUUUACAUUAGCUUUCUUUGCCAGGAAAUUACCGGACACUUUUAACGAAGCCAAAUUUAUCGCCUUUAGCAUGUUGAUUUUUUGCAGUGUUUGGCUCUCCUUUGUUCCUAGUUAUCUGACCACCAGGGGCAAAUAUAUGGUAACUGUGGAGAUCUUCUCCAUUAUAACAUCCAGUGGUGGCCUCCUCAUAUGCAUCUUUUUCCCUAAAUGCUAUAUCAUGAUACUGAGGCCUGAACUGAAUAACAAGCAGCCACUAAAACAAAGAAAAAACUGA